AAUAAGAUCUGUAACUAUAAUUGACAGACAUUGGACAAAUAGGAUUCGAUUAUCUGCAGUCAUAUACAAAGACAAACAUUUUGUAUCUUUACUUAUAAUUUUAUAAAAAGCCAGAUUUUUUCUAGCUGGUAAAUAAAGAAAAAUGAGUGAACAAUUAAAGUACAUUAUGCAGGAAUUGGCCAAAGAGCCAUUCAGCAAGACCUACAACUUGAUUUCAUUUGAUUCCCUGGAACCAUUACAACUCCUGCAAGUUCUGACAGAUGUUAUGAGUGUUAUUGACCCAAAGCAAAAAGUUGAUAUCCGAGAAGAAGCCCCUGAUCAGACUGCAGUUCGGAUGUUUAACACCUUGAGAAUCCUGAAAUACAAACCUCCAACUGAGUAAGUACAAAUAUUCCGAAGUGGCCUGGUGCAGGGUGAUAAGUUAGUCAUCUACCCUAUACUUGAAUGGCUGCUGAAACGCAUUCCAGACCUCCAGAAAAGGGCCCAUCUGGCUCGGUUUCUGGUGAAGGUGGACGUCCCCCCAGAGAUCAUGGCGGAGGACCCCAUCCCAGAUCUCUAUGCUCAGUAUGAAGAGUCUAUGGAUCAGUUCAAAGAUCUACACAAAGAGGCUGAAGGAUUAAAGAAUGCUGGCUAUAACACCGGAGAAAUCAAGAAAGACAUCUCCAACAUGGAGGACGAGAAAGAGCAAUUGAUUAAGCGUGUUGAAAGGCUCAAAAGAAAGGUGGAGUCUCAUCCCAAUUCAACCACCAUGAUGAAUGUGGCCAGAAAUUUACGACUGGAACGAGACCGCGAGAAGAAGCUUGCUGAACAGCGGCAAGAACAGUCCACACUGAUUCAACAUGAAGAUCAGAGAAUUCGGCGACUUCAGUCUCAGCUAAAUGACACCAGACAGGCCGCAGUAGGGGCUAACCCUGAAGUGAUGCUGCAGAGGCUGGAGGAGGAGACCCACACCAACAAGUACAUAGUGACAGAGAAGCUGCCCAAGGAGAUGGCCCAGCAGAGGAAGAUCCUGCUCAACCUACAGAAGGUGGUGGCUGAGCCGGCCAUGGGACAGUCCGACCUGGAUAAGCUCCAUGAACAGAUCACUGAUCUGACAGAGGAGAUUAAACAACUUGUCGAAAAGAAACUGCGGACAGAAGACCCAACUGACAACAAGUCGGCCUUGUUCAAGCAACAGGCUGCUAUAAUCGCCGGGAAGAAGGAAGGAGCUCUGACUAACUUCCGAGAUGUCCGAGAUAUGUAUCACAAGAUGUCCAUGGAUUUGGAGCAAAAACGUGAAAUUGCUAAGGAAGCCGGGGGUGGUGAGGUCCUGAAGGGAGAAGAUUUCAAGAGAUAUGUUAACAAACUGAGGAGUAAGAGUACGAUCUACAAGAAGAAGAGACAGGAGAUUGCCGAGAUCAGAGCCGAGCUGGGAGUGCUGUCUCGUACCGAGCAGAUCCUACGUCAGAAGGAUGAGUUCAUCACUAGAAGUCUGGAGGCUGUUGAGAACAAGAAAGGAGUAACUGGGUACCGCCAGACUCAGGAGGAACUAGAGAAGGUGUCCGCAGUCAAGAGCGAACUGGACGAGAGGAAAGGGAAGACCCUGGAGGACAUCUCCGACAUGGUCCAGCGACUUACACGAACCAUAGCCAAUAAAAAGAACUCGCUGGCCCCCAUCAUCAAAGAGCUGAGACCAAUGAGACAGAAGGCUCAGGAACUGACCAACAAGCAUGCAGAGAAGAAGCAGGCGUAUGACACCGCCGCUGCCGGACUGGAGAGUAACAUGGCCAAACUGGAACAGGAGGUGCGGGCCUACCAUGAGGAGUGUUCCCAGGAGGAGUCACGCUACCACUACCUCCACUGUAUGAUGCAGAUGGUUGAGAUCCAACAGAAGAAGGUGGCUGACGAGAUGAAGGCCUACACCUCGGCCGACCCAUACGCUCGCAAGAAGACCUUCAGGGAGCUGUACCAGAGGAAGGUUCAGGAGCAGGAAAACCUUGGUAAGGGUCUAAGGGAGCAGCAGAAGACCGUCCGUGAGAACCACGGCCCAAGUCUCCGCCAGAUGAAGAUGUGGAAGGACGUGGAGCGGCUACUGGAGUGUAAGCGCCACUGCUUCGAGCUGUCCGGGGGGCUGAGUGGAGGCCUAGGAGGUGGAGGGGUCUAUGGGGAGCAGCCCCCUGCAGUACUUGAAGAGGACCGCCUGGUCAUGUGAUCUGUUUCAUUUCUCUGUGAACAUUAAGGAAUUAUUUACUGACGUGAUAAAAAUAGGGAAUUAUUUAUUGACCUGAUUAGAGAUAAAGUUAUUGCCUUUUUGAUCUGUACAUCAUUCCAUCCUAGAUUUCUUUUUAAUUGUUUAUUAAAAUGUAUGUUUUGUGGUCAGAAAAGUGGGUCUUUCCUUAUUUAUUUUUUGGCAGGUGUGGUUAAUCUGGAAACAUGGUAUCACCAUAAUAAAAGAAAAGAUAGUUCUAAAUCAGAU
Molecule: messenger RNA, 2455 nt
Organism: Magallana angulata
Lineage: Eukaryota; Metazoa; Mollusca; Bivalvia; Ostreida; Ostreidae
Product: intraflagellar transport protein 81 homolog
Exons: 15
Biological process (GO): cilium assembly; intraciliary transport
Cellular component (GO): intraciliary transport particle B; centrosome; cilium
Molecular function (GO): tubulin binding
Source: RefSeq, a predicted model, not a curated record